Messenger RNA from Perognathus longimembris pacificus (Pacific pocket mouse), 3742 nucleotides. RefSeq names its product synaptotagmin like 4 (gene Sytl4). Gene Ontology annotation, molecular function: neurexin family protein binding; phospholipid binding; small GTPase binding. Lineage: Eukaryota; Metazoa; Chordata; Mammalia; Rodentia; Heteromyidae. Gene Ontology annotation, cellular component: plasma membrane; exocytic vesicle. The coding region runs from base 176 to 2206 and encodes 676 amino acids. Gene Ontology annotation, biological process: exocytosis; intracellular protein transport. The transcript has 17 exons. The record is from RefSeq and is a predicted model, not a curated record.
GGUGAAAACGGCCGACUGGCCAAGCGGAGUUAUGGUCUUUCCAAAACCGGAGACCCUCCCUCCAAUCCUGCAUCAGGACUUCUAGUCUUCUCCCACAACCUGUUGCUGGUGACAGGAGACUUGUAGCUGUCCUUAUCUGGAGGCUUUGAAGAACAACAAAAACGUACACUACAUCAUGUCAGAGAUAUUAGAUCUCUCUUUUCUAUCUGAGAUAGAAAGAGAUUUGAUUCUCAACGUCCUGCAGCGAGAUGAGGAGCUCAGGAAAGCAGAUGAGAAAAGGAUUAGGAGACUGAAGAAUGAACUACUGGAGAUAAAAAGAAAAGGGGCCAAGAGAGGCAGUCAACACUACAGUGAUCGGACCUGUGCCCGGUGCCAGGAAGGCUUGGGCCGUUUGACUCCCAAGACCAACACUUGUUGGGGUUGUAAUCACCUGGUGUGUCGGGAGUGCCGCAUCCAGGACAGCAAUGGUUCCUGGAGAUGCAAGGUGUGCUCCAAGGAAAUAGAGCUGAAGAAAGCAACUGGAGAUUGGUUUUAUGACCAGAAGGUGAAUCGUUUUGCUUAUCGCACAGGCAGUGAGAUAAUCAGGAUGUCUCUGCGCCGCAAGCCUGCAGUGAAUAAAAGAGAGACAGUGGGACAGUCCCUCCUUCAUCAGACCCAGAUGGGAGAUGUUUGGCCAGGAAGAAAGAUUAUUCAGGAGCAACAGAAGGAGCCCAGUGUGCCAUUCGAAGUGCCAAAGCUGAAAAGUGGAAAGAGUGCACUGGAGGCUGAGAGCGAGAGUCUGGAUAGCUACACAGCUGACUCAGAUAGCACUUCCAGGAGAGAUUCUCUGGAUAAAUCUGGACUUUUCCCAGAAUGGAAAAAGAUGUCUGUUCCCAAAUAUCAAGUAGAAAAGGAAAUUCAGCCAGGAAGUCAAAAUGCAAUAUCUGUUGAUGAGAGUGAAAUGUUAUUCAAGAAGAACACUAGAAAAAUCCACAGGCCCUCAGAAUACACUAAAUCUGUGAUUGAUCUUCGCCCUGAAGAUACGGGGCAUGAAAGUGGCUCCUUGGGAGACAGAAGCAGAUCUGUCCCAGGCCUCAGUGUGGAUAUGGAAGUGGAAGAAGAAGAGGAAGAAGAAGAGGAAGAAGACAUUGAUCACCUGGUGAAAUUGCAUCGCCAGAAAUUAGCCAGAAGCAGCAUGCAAAGUGGCUCCUCCAUGAGUACUAUUGGCAGCAUGAUGAGCAUCUAUAGUGAAGCUGGCGAUUUCGGGAAUAUUUCUGUGACAGGCAAGAUUGUCUUUUCCCUGAAGUUUGAGCAGCCAACACAAACUCUGGUCAUCCAUGUGAAGGAGUGUCACCAGCUAGCCUAUGCUGAUGAAGCUAAGAAACGUUCUAACCCAUAUGUGAAGACUUAUCUUCUCCCUGACAAGUCCCGCCAAGGUAAAAGGAAAACCAGCAUUAAACGGGAUACCAUCAAUCCACUAUAUGAUGAGAUCUUUAGGUAUGAGGUUCCAGAAUCUCUCCUGGCCCAGAGGACGUUGCAGUUUUCAGUUUGGCAUCAUGGUCGUUUUGGCAGAAACACUUUCCUUGGCGAGGCAGAGGUCCAGAUGGAUUCCUGGAAGCUUGAAAAGAAACUGGAUCAUUGCCUCCCUUUACAUGGAAAGGUCAGUGCCGAGUUUCUGACUGGCUUGCCAUCACACAAAGGCGAGUUGGUGGUCUCACUGAAAUAUAUCCCACCCUCCAAACUCCCCACCAGAGGUGACCGGAAAAAGAGUAAAGGUAGAGAUGGAGGAGAACUGCAGGUGUGGAUCAAAGAAGCCAAGAAUCUGACAGCUGCCAAAUCAGGAGGUACUUCAGACAGCUUUGUCAAGGGAUACCUCCUUCCCAUGAGGAACAAGGCCAGUAAGCGUAAAACUCCUGUGAUGAAGAAGACCCUGAAUCCUCACUACAACCACACAUUUGUCUAUAAUGCUGUGAGGCUGGAAGAUCUACAGCACAUGUGCCUCGAACUGACUGUGUGGGAUCGCGAGCCCUUGGCCAGCAAUGACUUCCUUGGAGGAGUCAGGCUGGGUGUUGGCACUGGGAUCAGUAAUGGGGAAGUGGUGGACUGGAUGGAUUCGACUGGGGAAGAAGUGAGCCUGUGGCAGAAGAUGCGACAGUACCCAGGGUCUUGGGCAGAAGGGACUCUGCAGCUCCGUUCCUCGAUGGCCAAACAGAAACUUGGUAUAUGAGUCCCUCUCAUCCUCUGCACGUCCAGCCCUAGCCAGGGCAAGUCAGAGGAAGUGAGGGAACCAAGGGCAAAGAUUUUUAAUUUAAUAUGUGGGGUGUGUGUGUGUGUGUGUGUGUGUGUGUGUGUGUGUGUGUGCGCGCGCACACAUACAAGCAUGUAUUCCUGCAAAUUUUAUAUUGCUAGGUAGAGUGGUGGAGACUUGUUCCCCCUUUGAAAGUAGGUUCUAGUAUAAGUAAGGGCCUCUUCAAUAUAUUUUUAUUUGUAUAUAACCUACUACAUUUUCAGAAUUCAUUCUCUCCUGUGUCUUUGUGAGCUUUAAUCAACUUUGAAGGAAAAAUUUUUAAAACAACAUUUCUCCUCUUUCCUUGCUAUCCUUGUUCUUACUUCUUGAGGAAGCCCCUGCAACUUUUGGCUUUAGUUCUAGCUUGUGGUUCAAGGUAUGCCUGAUCUUGGACCAAGGCUCUGGGAAGCAGGGUUGGGUUGCUACAGGUAGAGGGGAGGUUAUAGAAGAGAGAUAAGUAGGUCCUGUCUUUGGCUCCAAUUUACACUUUUAACUCAUCUUCUACCUUGAUACAUUUUUGGCUUUUCUUUUUCUUUUUUUUUUUUUAAGCAGUUUCCACUUUGCUUAAGUAUAAUCAUUUUCUUUGAAAUGCUAAGAAAGUCUCUAGCUUCUGCCAGUACUAGACCUUUGGGAAACCCUUAUAAUGGAGUCACUUUAGAACAGCUCUCUAGUCAGAUGAUGGCUUUCUGACUGAAUCACAAAUGUGCCCAGUGAGACCUUCUACUGAUCCCAGAGGACUUAAGUGAUGGAAGCUAACGUACCUCACAGCCCAUCCUGAAUUCGGUGCGUUUUAAAUGCAUACAGCAGUUGUUGGAGGGAGAACUCCUUAUUUCAAUAAUAAAAGAUGAGACACUUUUCAGGCUCAGGCACUACAUCCUUCCCUGUGUCAGGCUGUGUAAUCAAACAGAAUAUGGUUUCCUACCUACCUUGGUGUCAGCCAGAAGAGCCUAAUUAUCACCCUAGACUAGAAACUAUUAUUGCUCUAGUUGAAUGGAAACAGACAGUCUCCCAGCUAGUCUGACAUCCUACCUGAUAAUGUUUUCAAUUCCCAUUUUCUGAUGUUUCCUGACCUUCACCUACAUGCAACCUGGGAAUGGUGUGUUAUGUUCAAGCAUUUCAGAAAAAUGUCUGAUGAGCCAACCUUCGUGUCCAUGCUACUCUCUCUUUCAAACUAAUCAUUUUAUCCUUAAAAGGGUUUCUAUACAGAGUGGUAUGUGGAAGGAGCCUAUUUCCGAGAAGAAAUUUUCAAAUAGAGCCAGCUGCUAGUUGACUUUUCUACAAGCCUAGUACACUGAGGGCAGCUAGUGUGGUUUCUGCUACAUGUGUGAACUGAAUGGAAGAAUGAUCUUAAAAGAUUUAUUUGCUGUGGAUUGGUACUGUAAUGGGAAGUAUCACUUGAAAUCCUGGGUUUUAAGUUGCUCUUUUGCUUUCUACCCCUUGACAUGUGUGCUUCAAUAAAGCUUUCUCAUUUGCAAA